UUUGUAUGCAUUCCUUUCGGCAUAAUUUGCUUGGCGGUUGUGCUGAUGUGAGUCAGUGAUGAUUUACCUUGAAAUUAUUUCUAUAUAACUACGAAUUGGCAGAAAUCACAUCGUCUCAAGUAUUUUCUUUGAUUAUUUAAUUUUGGGGGCGUUUGUGGAAGAUGUCGUCGUAUAAUUUCUCAGGAAUACGACAUUGGAGUGAACGCGUAAACGAAGCCGUGGUCAUCCGUGGGCCUAACGGCUCCUUCAAUCUCUGCAUUGAAGGUGGUUCAGAGUAUGGGCAAUUUGUUGUAAUUGGUGACGUGCUUACAAACAAAGUCCGGUAUAAACUUGGCACCGUGUCAGUUGGAGAGAUUAUUCUCGAAAUAAAUGGAAAACACGUUGCUGGCUUCACCCAAACUGAUGCAAUUUCCUUGAUCAAAGACAGCAAUGAACAUUUGGAGUUGGUCACUGUUUAUCCAGGUCAAGGUAUCACAAGAGAUUUGCGAAAAUAUCUUGGUACCAAAUUUUCCAAAGGCGCCGUUGACUAUGAUCUGCAGCAGACGAUUAGAGAUAACCUCUACCUGAGAACAGUGCCAUGUACAACAAGGUCCCCAAGAGAGGGCGAGGUUGCUGGCGUCGACUAUGAGUUUCUUACUGUUGAUGAAUAUCUGGAGCUGGAGAGAUCAGGCAGGCUUCUCGAAAGUGGCUAUUUCGAAGGCAAUUACUAUGGAACGCCGAAGCCACCCAAAAUGCCAAUGACCCCCGGCACUGGGACAAUCAGAAGAGUUAAGAAGAAGCCUAUACAAAAACCAAAAGAGGAAGAAAUAUCUUUGCCGACAAAUUGGGAAAUUGCAUACACAACCAACGGAGAAAUGUAUUUCGUAGACCACAACACCGGAAGAACACAAUGGGAAGACCCACGAAAACAAGGACAAAUUCCUCAAGAUGUUCAGUCGAUGAAAUCCCUAAAUUCAAGUUACUCGAUUCAAGAUAAUCACAAUGAAUCAAUGGACGACGAGGAUCUACCAGAUGGCUGGGAGCGGAUUGACGAUCAAAAAUAUGGCACCUACUACAUCGAUCACGUGAACCGACGUACUCAGUAUGAAAAACCAACCAAAGCCCAAGUGGAUAGCUCAAGGCGUCGACCAAGUAAAGUCAGUAUGCGGUCUGUUAGUACAAUCAACAGAGACGACGACCGAGGCACCCAGAGAAAGUCUGAAUCCGUCUUUGAUCCCGAAGAGCUUUCAGGUGAAACAAUGAGAGUGGGCCUACGCAAAGGACCAAAGGGAUUCGGAUUUACGAUUGUUGGUGGAGAGAGAAGUGGCCAGGCUUUGCAAGUAAAUAACAUUGUCAGAGGCGGAGUAGCUGCCUUGGAUGGGAGAUUAAAGACUGGGGAUACAAUUAUUAGGCUUAAUGGAAGGAAUAUAUUAACAUGGACGCACCAGGACAUUGUUCGAUGGUUGCAAGCAACAAAGGCUGGGGAUUUGGUUGAAAUAGAUGUCGUCAGAGGCAGGCCGCUGCCCUUUAAUCCCGAAGAUGCGAACGUAAAGAAAAUAGUGGGCAACUCUGGGCAUCCUGUGCCUGAGAAAGUCAAUGGUAAUUAUGACUUGAGGAACUCAAACCAGAGUUUAGCAUCAAAUUCUUCCAGUCAGUUAGGUUUGAAUCAACAAUCACCGGGCUAUGAGGAUGACCGGAACCAACGAGCCAGAGCAAUGGAACAACGGAGAUUCGAACGUCAGGAUAGUGUUGGCCGGGCAUCUGUUGUCUCGGCACCUCAGCUUGGCCCGUCCUCACCCGGUCGGUACGUUAGGCUUUCGAUAAUACGUGGGGCAAAAGGAUUUGGAUUCACAAUUGCCGAUAGCCAGUAUGGACAACGUGUCAAGGAGAUAAUUGACAGACAACGAUGUCGUGGCCUACAAGAAGGAGAUUUGUUGGUUGAGAUUAAUGGCAGAGUUGUAAGGAAUAUCGAUCACUCUGAUGUUGUUAAUUGCCUGAAGGGAUGUCCUCAAAAUGCACCUUCUGAAUUUGUAUUGCAAAGAGGAGGCAUGUUGACAACUGUGGUUCCACGCGGGGCGCAGACUCCUCCGGUGCGGAGAGAUCAACGCGACUCAUACAGGCAGUCAAGACCGAAAUCCAUGCCAAACCUUGAUGAUGAGCAAGUCAAAGUAAAGCAACAAAACGAACCACUGCGCUCAAGCUCCAGUAUUGGAAAUGUGAUAGCCUCAACUGGAGAGAGCACCCAGGAUCAGUUCAGUUACGAGGCUCGAGACCUCAGACACGCAGAACCAGCGCGGGAGCAUACGCGGGAACCUAUGCGGCAGCCAGCUGAUGAAAUGCCUGAAGAUGAAACGGUGGAUCAUGUCAUAACAUUAAAACGAGAUGAACGAGGAUUCGGAUUCAGAAUAGUUGGAGGCCAGGAAGAAGGGACUCAGGUUUCCCUUGAUACGAUUGUCGCUAACGGCGCUGCUGAUCGCGAUGGUCGGCUGCGUGAAGGCGAUCUCAUCUUAGCUGUUGACGGAAUAAGUGCGGUUGGUGCAUCUCACCAGCGGGUCAUAACACUGAUGAGCAACGCGGGAAGAAAUGGCCAAGUAACGCUUCGGGUACGGCGGAAAAAGCCUGUCGUUGCUCGAGAGGAAAAGCCGCCAGUUCGCGACCGCCACGAUUGGCCUUUGGCCGCCAAACCACCUCCGCCAGUUCGGUCUUCAUCUCAGCCUUCUGUUAGAGAGGAGCGUCGAAGUGAGGCAGGUAGUUUUAGCCACCAAUCUCGCACACUGCCACGUGAUACGAGGUCAGGGUCACAACGAGACAACGAAAGGGACGACGAUCACAGGGAACCAUACAACAGAGGUGCUUCAGAACAACAGCCUCAUGUAGAAGAUCGUGCCCAAGUGCAACCCCGUGACCUAGAACAGCCUCAUGUUCAACAGUACCCUCGUGCCCAAGAACAACCUCGUGUUCAAGAACAGCCUCAUAUCCUUCAAAACGGAGUUCAAAGCCAACACCCAUAUCAGUCCGAAUACGAUCGUCAGCCUGAUAACAUUGUCAGAAGCCAAGAAGACAGUAGGCCUAAAGCACUUGUUAAUGACCGUGGCUUGAAUGCAAAUGCACAGGGGAGACGACAGCGGCCAAAGUCGCUUGCGGAUGGCAUACCAAAUGAGACUAUGAGCCAGCUUAAUGGCGAUAGAAUGCGUGAAGGAAUGGGAACAAAAGCAAAGAGUACGGCAGCACUUCAAGAUAUGAGAGAUGGACAACAGAAAGCAAAACCGCCACCAAUUGCACCGAAGCCCAAAGUACUCCAGAAACCAGUCAAGGAAGUAACCUUAACCAGAAAUUUCAACGAAGGAUUCGGGUUCGUCAUAUUUUCCUCGCAGAAUUCCAAAGGCUCUGUUAUUGGACGCAUGAUAGAUGGCAGUCCGGCAGCUCGUUCUGGUCAGUUAAAUAUCGACGACCGCAUCUUAGAGAUCAAUGGCACAAACGUCGCUGAUCUGCCUCACGGUGAUAUUGUUGGGAUGGUCAAGAACUCGGGAAAUACUGUCAGGCUAAAGAUUGCCAGGCCAGGAAACAGUCGACCUGCAAGCAGAUCUGAAGGUGAUGUUGCCAAUGAGCAGAGGCAACUGGAAGAUGCGCGAAGGUUGGAAGAAGCUCGAAUUCGAGAACUGCAAGAGAGACCAAAGUCAGCCCCCUUGUUUGACCCGAGGAAUAACAAUUCUCAGGAGACAAGAACAGUACCGGAUCAGAGAUACGCUACGCUAGGAAGAACGAGAGAGGGACGAGAAAAUGGGUAUGAAUCUCGGCCACAACCUCAGAAAGUGCGAGUCGAAAGCAUUAAAAUGACGAGUGUUCCAGCACCGCAGCGACACCCGUCCGUAGGCAACGUUUCAACAACUUCGACAUUGACUAGAGAAGAACGAAAGUCAAUUGUCGCUAUUCGUAAAAUUAAUCCGGGGGAGAAAGCUGAAGUAACUUUAACAAAGAAAGACCGUGGCUUUGGAUUCAGUAUACGAGGUGGUGAAGGCAUUUCGUUGUAUGUUUUAAGAGUGGCAGAAGGUGGAGCAGCCCACGAAGAUGGAAGACUUAAGGUUGGUGACGAAAUUUUGGAGAUUAAUGGCCGCGGUUCAGAGGCAAUGACUCACGCAGAAGCAGUGAAUAUGAUUAGGUUAUGUUCUGAUAAAGUCAAACUUUACAUUCGAAGACCACUGAAUCCUCGAGUGCCAGGGGAAGAAAAGACGCCAAAUGGCCAAGCUAAUACUAACAAUUAUUACUCGCUGCCCCGCAACGCUUCACGAACAGUAGAAAGACCAAAGUCACUUCACUAUUAAAAGCUCAUCAUGCGUGUUUACCUAACCCGUUAUUCGUGGUUUGAAUGUGAACGAGUCUAUGUGUAUAAGCGAGGUCAGUCAAGUAGAUUUUGCCUGGCUGCAGUCUGCUCAAAUCAUACACAAAACGCAGUAGAUACAAAUACUCGAAGCUGGCACAAGUAGCUGUACGUUCCAUGCAAGUUACCCUUUGCUGGUCUGCAGUCUUUGGAUUUACUUGAUGAAAACUGCUGGGAUUUUUCGUUCAAAGUCUGGUGUUCGAACAACGAAAUUGUUAUAUUAUUGCCAGAUUGGAACUGAGAGUAUGCUAAUUAUUAUUUUAGUUCUGCAACACUUAAAUUCUGCAACUACGAGGCAUUCUGGAUUCGAUAACUGCAUUAUAUAGCUCUCGUUCUCUAGUGGAUUUUGAUGGCAUUUCGAAGUUCCUUCUUAGAUUCAUCUCAACCCAUAGAAAUCGCAUGCUCUAACCCUAUCAUUCAAACGUUUAUAAGAAAAUUAAGCUUUGUUUGUACGAGUCAAUCACAUUGGCUUUUAAACAUCAAAAAUUCUGAUCGUCAACGUUUGCGAAGCUGCCAAGUUCCAACAUGAACUACGUCUAGGUAUUUAGAAAUGAAUUUUAAUAAACAAUGAGAAUUUAACUCAGCUAGGGUACCUUACUGCAAAUGUUUGUAUCUCUCGUUAACGGAGCAUUGAUUAAACUCUAUGUUGAUUACAUUUUAUUAAAAAUCAGCAUCUGUUUAAAUUGUUGCCAGGUUUUUCUGCAGAUCAAAACAUACACAGGGCUUGGCUAUUUCUAGUGAAAAAAAAUUGUUGUCGUUAUUUCGAUGCUUGGGAAAUAUUUUGACAUUUAAACCGUUUUGACAAAGUGUUUUUUUAUUAUUGAAAGGUUCUUGUGAACGUUGAUAUCCUUCAGUAAAACCCUGAAAGAAAACGUACCCGCCCCCCCUGUACCCUAUUCCCUUAGGAUAUUUGUAUUUGCAUUGGUUAUCAAAAAGCCUGUCACUCAACUACCUCUUCAUUAUUGAUGGAUCCAUUUUUGACCAUCCCCGCUAUUUACGUUAUUUGAUUUUAAUAUCUGCGCAUUUGAUAUAUUUCGUGAAGAUAUGACAUUUUUAUCUAUUAAAGUCUUUUAUUAAUUCGAAAGUUUACUUUUUCAAUGUUCUCAUUUCACUUUCCAAUAAAUCCUAUGUUAAAUUUUGUUCUUGACUGCAGUUAUUAUUAUACUGAAGCUCAUCAGUAUGUUGAAAUGCAUAUGAACAACAAAAGGAGUAUUUUAUAACUUGUAUAACGUAUUGUGGGACCCUUAUAGAACGGUUAAAGUUGUUUUUGUAAAAACCCAACAACAAUUUCAUCAUGUUAUUAAACAUCAUACAGCCAGAAUAAGUUGCCUGCAAGCUUUCGACUAUGUCAUUUUUCUAACAAUUUUGAAGCACUUAUGCGUUCAAGAUUUGUGGAAGUCUCCGUGCCAUGCUUACAAAUACACGUAGUUUUCGGGAAGCAUGGUUUUCCUCAUUAUUCUGAGUUUGUUUCCGCCCCUCGAUUUGUAUAAUAUUUGGGAAAAUGCAUGCAUUACCGCGGUAUAUUGUGCACACUGUAUAUUUUAAAUGCAUUUUAUAUGUUAUAAAGAUUUGUAGCGAACAAAAGGUUGUAAUUGUAUUUCAUGCUUUAAUUCUUUUGAGAUUUAACCAUUAUUUCGUCGUAGAAAUUCCAUUCUUCUCUGUGUUGUUAAAGACUUUAAGUAGCGAAAGUGUAAGGUUGUAGAAAUUAUUAAUGAAUAAAAAGAAACAUGGGAA
This is a messenger RNA of Rhopilema esculentum, 6091 nucleotides long. RefSeq names its product membrane-associated guanylate kinase, WW and PDZ domain-containing protein 3. Gene Ontology annotation, cellular component: cytoplasm. The record is from RefSeq and is a predicted model, not a curated record. Lineage: Eukaryota; Metazoa; Cnidaria; Scyphozoa; Rhizostomeae; Rhizostomatidae. Gene Ontology annotation, molecular function: protein binding. Gene Ontology annotation, biological process: signal transduction.